Molecule: messenger RNA, 813 nt
Organism: Malania oleifera
Lineage: Eukaryota; Viridiplantae; Streptophyta; Magnoliopsida; Santalales; Ximeniaceae
Product: disease resistance protein RPS5-like
Exons: 1
Coding region: 1-813 (270 amino acids)
Biological process (GO): defense response to other organism
Molecular function (GO): ADP binding; ATP hydrolysis activity
Source: RefSeq, a predicted model, not a curated record
AUGGAUGACAGGGUGUCCAGCCUUGGCAUCUAUGGAAUGGGGGGAGUUGGGAAAACCACACUUGCAAUGCAUAUCCAUGAUGAACUCUUAAAGAAUCGUUAUGGUUAUGUUUAUUGGAUUACCGUAUCUCAACAAUCCAGUAUUUACAAAUUGCAGGAUGACAUUGCCAAAGUACUGUGCCUAGAAAAUCUUCCUUUGGGGGGGAAGGAGAGGCAAAAAAGGGCUGCCAUUUUGUUCAGAGCAUUGGAAAACAGGAAGAAAACGGCGCUAAUUUUUGAUGAUGUGUGGGAGCAUUUUAACCUGAAAAUUGUUGGGAUACCUAAUGGGCCAGAUGGGCCUAAGUUGAUUCUAACUGCUCGAUCAUUAUUGGUGUGUCGCCAGAUGGGUUCCCAAGAAACAAUCAAAGUUGAGCCUCUUUCAAAUGAAGAAGCUUGGGAGCUACUUAUGGAAGAACUCAAGCCUUAUGACAAACUAUCUCCAGAUGUGAAAGAUGCUGCUAUGUCCAUGGGUAAAGAAUGUAGGGGUUUGCCACUUGGGAUUAUCACAAUGGCAAGAAGCAUGCGAGGAGUCAAUGACAUUCACAAAUGGGGGACUGUUGUGAAGGAAUUGAGAGAAUCAAAGUCAGGGAGACCUGAUAUGGAAGAGGAGGUCUUCUCUAUAUUUAGAAUCAGCUAUGGUCGCCUGAAGGAUCCAAUAGUGCAGCAUUGUUUCUUAUAUGGCGCACUAUUUCCCGAAGACAGUGUAAUGAAAAGAGAGAAAUUGAUGAGGUACUUUGUUGCAGAGGGACUGAUAGACAGAAUGGACAGUAGGUAG